ACAACAACAACACUCUUAUCACAUAUACCCACAUCAUCACCUUCACCCAUAUCUUCAUUGAUAACAAAAACAUAUGAAACAUCGUCAUCAUCAAAGACACUCAUAUCAACAUCGAUAACAGAAAUGUCAUCACCUACAUCAUCACCGUUACAGAUGUCAUCAUUGAUAACAAAAGCACCAACAUCAUCAUCGAUGACACGUGUACCAACACUGAUGGCGCAAACAUCAACAUCAGCAACAAUAUCACCAUCGCCCGUAUCAAUAAUGACAGCAGCAUCCACAAAUGCGUCAUUACCGUUACCUGUACAAUCAUUGAUAACAGAAAUAGAAGGAACAUCGCCAUCUUCAACGUUACCAAUACCAACUUUCAUGAGAGAUUCAUCGACCGCGGCGAUAUUACCGUUAUCUGUACCAUCAACAAAAUCACCAGCAUCACAAUCAACAAUAAAAGAGUCAUCAUCAAAAACAACACAAACAUUGACUUGGGAAAUAUUGGUGAGUUAUGGUAGAUUGUUAAUAACUACAGAUUUCUAUUGAAAACACAACCAUGAUAAAAACGCAACAAAUUAUUUCACCUCGCGCAACCUGCAAGAAAUAAACCUAUGAACUGCAUGGUAGCUCACAAGAAAAGAUGCAAAUGUUAAUGAAAAAGUACUGAGGUCAGGAUGAUUGUCUUCUAUGAAACCACAGGCGUCCCAAACUCACGUUACGAGUGUGUUAUGUAAUUAACUUUCUCAAAAGAGAGUCGGUGUCGCGUUACAAGCAACCCUUGAGACCUGAGGUCUGCGAACGCUAAAUAUCAUUAUUCUUACUUAUUUUUCUAUAAAAUAAAUAAAGAAGACUCACCUUUGAUGUAUUCCUGUGCUUUUUGGUGUGAAAUCGUCGAUUUAGUCGUUUUUUUUUUUGGCUGUUGUUGUUUGACUCCUGUCACUCUCUUCGUAUUAUGAAGAGAAUGAGAGAAACAAACAAUAACAGCCAAAAAAAACGACUAAAUCGAUGAAUUCACGCCAAAAACACAGGAAUACAUCAAAGGUAAGUCUCCUUUAUUUUAUAGAAAAAUAGGUAAGAAUAAUGAUAUUAAGCGUUUGAAAACAUCAGUAGUUGAUUUCUCAUACAAAGUGUCAACGGUUGUUUGUAACGCAAAACAGGCUCUCUCGUGAGAAAGUUAAUUAAUUUUACAUAACACACUCAUAACGUGAGCUUGGGACACCUGUGGUGCAACUGGCCAUAGUCUUUGAGAGUCAUCUCCCGUUACUGAGGUAGCCCAUUGAGAACAAAAGUUAGUUCCCUUCAGGAUUUAGGGCCCCCAACAGCGCAGUGUGCGAAGAAUUCCUAAGCUAAGAAAACAACUGCGACAAUUUAACCAUAGAAAAGGAAGGAAUAAAAGAAGGUGAAAAAAAUCAAUUAAUUAUGUCUGAAUAUUGAAAGAGGCUNCUGAGGUCUGCGAACGCUAAAUAUCAUUAUUCUUACUUAUUUUUCUAUAAAAUAAAUAAAGAAGACUCACCUUUGAUGUAUUCCUGUGCUUUUUGGUGUGAAAUCGUCGAUUUAGUCGUUUUUUUUUUUGGCUGUUGUUGUUUGACUCCUGUCACUCUCUUCGUAUUAUGAAGAGAAUGAGAGAAACAAACAAUAACAGCCAAAAAAAACGACUAAAUCGAUGAAUUCACGCCAAAAACACAGGAAUACAUCAAAGGUAAGUCUCCUUUAUUUUAUAGAAAAAUAGGUAAGAAUAAUGAUAUUAAGCGUUUGAAAACAUCAGUAGUUGAUUUCUCAUACAAAGUGUCAACGGUUGUUUGUAACGCAAAACAGGCUCUCUCGUGAGAAAGUUAAUUAAUUUUACAUAACACACUCAUAACGUGAGCUUGGGACACCUGUGGUGCAACUGGCCAUAGUCUUUGAGAGUCAUCUCCCGUUACUGAGGUAGCCCAUUGAGAACAAAAGUUAGUUCCCUUCAGGAUUUAGGGCCCCCAACAGCGCAGUGUGCGAAGAAUUCCUAAGCUAAGAAAACAACUGCGACAAUUUAACCAUAGAAAAGGAAGGAAUAAAAGAAGGUGAAAAAAAUCAAUUAAUUAUGUCUGAAUAUUGAAAGAGGCUGCUCGGUGGCAGUUAAGACAAGAGAGUUAUAAAUAAUGGUCGAUCAGUUUUGCCAAAGAAGAGUUCGCAACUCUAUAAAAGAUAGGGUGAUAACGCGAUUGUCUCUUUAAUGAGGGGAUUUUGUUUCUGGUAUAAACCUCUGCAUGUGAACGUCUUUUGGGGAUUCAGGUAGCUCCAAGUGUUCAAGUCUGAAGUGAUCACAGUCAGCAAACGCUGUGACAAUUUUUCCCCAUUCCUAUGUGCUCGAUACUUUUCAGCUAUUGUCCAGUCCGUAAUAGCGAGGUGUCCGCAAAUAAAGGCAAAAGUUGACCGCGUCCGCCCGAAUCAAAAUUAAUAGUAAAUGCUGAUGUAGUGAAAUACUAUCUGGAAAACUUGGGUUUCACAAAACGUUACACAUUCCUUUGCAGGUAUCUAGAUACUCUUCAUUGAUUAAGGCUCUCAAUGUUAGCAACAAAGGUUCCUUACAGGUGAAGUCGUCUCUACUGCAAAUAACUAACUUGAUGCCUAAGUUGAAUACGGCCUUGAUCACUGACUUAUUAAUUUCGCAUGUAUUUAUUGAUCAUUUUUAUUCUUGAAAUGAAACACUCAAGCAUGAUAAAAAUUAGUCCGUUUUUACAAGAUGAUUUCUUUCUGAUUUGAUAUCUGAAGGGACAAAAAUUGAUUAAUUUGCUUGGUUCUUUUAGCUGAUAACAUCAAGCUGGUCAAAGACAGCCAGUCACAUAUUGACAGAUAUUUGACAACGUUCAAUAUAAACUUAAUAUAUUCAUGAUAAAGACUAGAUGGUCUUUCAGCGGCAUAUCUUCUCUAAUCCAUUUUACCUUUUUUUUUCUUCUUCUUUUUCACAGGAAGCAAUCAAUGCAACCAGAAUUUUUUUAGAAGACUUAAAAAAACUACCACCGGGAGGAAAUGACAUAAAUAUACUGGUAGCCAUUCACGAACUAGAAUCAUUUGCAGUUAAAUACGGCAAGUCUCAUCUCACAGCGAAUGAAAGCGUAGUUAUGGUACAUGUGCAAAAAUUGUUUGGUGAGUUUUAUGCUCUGUUUGAGGUCAGGUCUUUUUAUUCAUUUUUCAGUUGA
This is a messenger RNA of Porites evermanni, 3167 nucleotides long. Lineage: Eukaryota; Metazoa; Cnidaria; Anthozoa; Scleractinia; Poritidae. The record is from the annotation of a GenBank genome assembly.